Messenger RNA from Cadophora gregata, 1847 nucleotides. RefSeq names its product fumarase fum1 (gene FUM1). Gene Ontology annotation, molecular function: fumarate hydratase activity. The record is from RefSeq and is a predicted model, not a curated record. Gene Ontology annotation, biological process: fumarate metabolic process; malate metabolic process; tricarboxylic acid cycle. The transcript has 3 exons. NCBI's taxonomy places the organism in Eukaryota, Fungi, Ascomycota, Leotiomycetes, Helotiales, Ploettnerulaceae. The coding region runs from base 162 to 1844 and encodes 560 amino acids. Gene Ontology annotation, cellular component: tricarboxylic acid cycle heteromeric enzyme complex; mitochondrion.
ACACCUCGAAGCAUCUCCUCCCAUAUUAUACCUACUCACCUGUCGCUGCACAGACAUCCUUCCUCAUAUUCUCACUCUAUAAUUGACCGCCUGGCAGGCAUCCAAUUGGCAUUUUUGGAUAUUUCAUUUCUUGAUACUUGUCGCAGUCGAUUAUCGUCACAAUGCUUCGAUCGGCACGCGGGACCAGCUCCGUCCUCGCAGCGUCAGCUGCUAAACCGCGGGCAGGAGCUUCCCUCAAGUUCUCGUCGAACCCCUCAUUCACAUUCUCGACUUCCAGAUCCACCGCCUCAAAUUCUGCACCUCCCAACUGCCGGUCCAUAUAUACCAGCCGUUCCGCCUUAUCCUCGACAUCCGCUGCAGCAACUCGAACAUCUUCACAAUCCCUUCAACCCCGCUUCCAAAGAAACUUCCACGCAACCGCAUACAGAAUGGCUGCUACACGGGCAGAGACAGAUGCCUUUGGAGAGGUGCAGGUACCAGCAGACAAGUACUGGGGAGCACAAACGGAACGGUCGUUGGAGAACUUCAAGAUCAACCAGCCGCAAGAUCGCAUGCCCCCUCCAAUUGUUAAGGCUUUUGGAAUUUUGAAGGGCGCUGCUGCGACCGUCAACAUGCAAUUUGGACUUGACCCAAAAAUUGGCAAAGCCAUUCAAGAAGCCGCUGCUGAGGUGGCCUCCCUCAAGCUCAUCGACCACUUCCCUCUCGUCGUCUGGCAAACCGGUUCCGGAACCCAAUCGAACAUGAACGCCAACGAGGUUAUCUCAAAUCGUGCCAUUGAGAUUCUGGGCGGAACUAUGGGAAGCAAGAAGCCGGUUCACCCGAACGAUCAUGUCAACAUGAGUGCCUCGUCGAACGACACUUUCCCUACCGUUAUGCACAUCGCUGCAGUGCUCGAGAUUGAGCAGGAGCUUAUCCCAGCUAUUAAGUCACUCCGUGAAGCCCUCCAAGCCAAGGUUGAUGAUUUCGAGGCGAAGAAGAUUAUCAAGAUUGGACGUACACAUUUGCAGGAUGCUACACCAUUGACUCUUGCUCAAGAGUUCUCAGGAUAUGUGGCUCAGCUCGACUUUGGCAUCAAGCGAGUGGAAUCUUCUCUCCCAGAUCUCCGUCUGCUGGCUCAGGGUGGAACUGCCGUCGGCACCGGAAUCAACACAUACAAGGGUUUCGCAGAGGCAAUUGCUACUGAAGUCACCAAGAUGACUGGCACCGAGUUCAAGACCGCCCCAAAUAAGUUUGAGUCUUUAGCAGCACACGAUGCCAUCGUGCAAGCCUCAGGCUCUUUGAACACUCUCGCAUCCUCUUUGUUCAAGAUCGCCCAGGAUAUCAGAUACCUUGGAUCUGGACCACGUUGUGGACUUGGAGAGUUGGCUCUUCCAGAAAACGAGCCUGGAAGCAGUAUUAUGCCUGGAAAGGUCAACCCAACUCAGUGCGAAGCCUUGACUAUGGUUUGUGCUCAAGUCAUCGGAAACCACACUGCCACUACUAUCGGAGGCAUGAAUGGUCAGUUCGAGUUGAAUGUUUUCAAGCCUUUGGUUAUCCGAAAUCUCCUGCACAGCAUCCGUAUCCUCACCGAUGGAAUGAAGAGUUUCGAGAAAAACUUGGUUGCUGGCCUGCAAGCCAACGAGGACAAGAUCUCAAACAUCAUGAAGGAAUCCCUGAUGCUGGUUACCUGCCUCAACCCAAAGAUCGGAUACGACAUGGCAAGCAAAGUAGCAAAGAAUGCUCACAAGAAGGGCUUGACAUUGAAGGAGUCAGCAAUGGAGCUGAAGGCGCUAAGCGAGGAGGACUUCGACAGACUGGUCCGUCCAGAGCUGAUGAUUGGUCCUGAAGAGUACAAGAAGAAAUAGACG